Messenger RNA from Mesorhabditis spiculigera, 639 nucleotides. NCBI's taxonomy places the organism in Eukaryota, Metazoa, Nematoda, Chromadorea, Rhabditida, Rhabditidae. The record is from the annotation of a GenBank genome assembly.
AUGCCUUAUCCUAUCGGGUUGGCUAGUCUUCAGCUGGCGUCUUUCGGGUUCAUCUUGGUGCAAUUCGGUGCGGGGAUUUGUGGGACUUUCGUGGUUUCACGCUGUGGCCGCCGUCCUCUCCUUCUCGGCCUGGGUGCGAUGAAUAUCUCUUCAUUCAUCUUGUAUAUUCUGUUCGAGCGUCUUUUCAGCUACUACGGUGGCCCCUGGGGCUAUGGAUGUAUUUUAGCGCUGUGCAUUUUCGGCUUUUCCUAUGGGCUGGGGCUGGGCCCGAUCUCUUGCUUCAUCACCAGCGAACUCGUCGUGCAACGGUAUCGCUCUCUGGUGCAGAGUAUGAUGUACGUGACGAACACGCUGAUCAGCCUGGUCGUCUCCUACCUCGUGCUACCGGCCUACACCCAUUUCGGGUGUCUCUCGUUCCUCGUGCUCUUCGUCAUCCCGUCGCUCUUCGCGUUUGCCUAUCUCUACAUCAAUUUGCCGGAGACGAAGGAUCGAGAGAUCGACGAGAUUGUCGGCGAGCUCAAAGAAGGGGUCGGCUGCUGCACGGCAUCGCGUAGCUUCUCGGAAUCCUCAUCCACCAACAACAUCACUUCCGAAGAAACCCCAUUGACCAAACAAAAAACCGGCCAAUCCCUGCUACCG